AUGGACAAAGAUUCCCAGGGGCUACUAGAUUCCUCCCUGAUGGCAUCAGGCACUGCCAGCCGCUCAGAGGAUGAAGAGUCACUGGCAGGGCAGAAGCGAGCCUCCUCACAGGCCUUGGGCACCAUCCCUAAACGGAGAAGCUCCUCCAGGUUUAUCAAGAGGAAGAAGUUCGAUGACGAGCUGGUGGAGAGCAGCCUGGCCAAGUCCUCUACCCGGGCAAAGGGGGCCAGUGGGGUGGAACCAGGGCGCUGUUCUGGGAGUGAACCCUCCUCUAGUGAGAAGAAGAAGGUGUCCAAGGCCCCCAGCACUCCUGUGCCACCCAGUCCAGCCCCCACUCCUGGAAUCACUAAGCGGGUGAAAAAGAGCAAACAGCCACUUCAGGUGACCAAGGAUCUGGGCCGCUGGAAGCCUGCUGAUGACCUCCUGCUCAUCAAUGCUGUGUUGCAGACCAAUGACCUGACGUCGGUCCACCUGGGUGUGAAGUUCAGCUGCCGCUUCACCCUUCGGGAAGUCCAGGAGCGCUGGUACGCCCUGCUCUACGAUCCUGUCAUCUCCAAGCUGGCCUGCCAGGCAAUGAGGCAGCUACACCCAGAGGCCAUAGCCGCCAUCCAGAGCAAGGCCCUGUUCAGCAAGGCUGAGGAACAGCUGCUCAGCAGAGUGGGAUCGACCAGCCAGCCCACCUUAGAGACCUUCCAGGACCUGCUGCACAGACACCCUGAUGCCUUCUACUUGGCCCGUACUGCCAAGGCUCUGCAGGCACACUGGCAGCUCAUGAAGCAGUAUUACCUGCUGGAGGACCAGACAGUGCAGCCGCUGCCCAAGGGGGACCAGGUGCUCAACUUCUCCGAUGCAGAGGACCUGAUUGAUGACAGUAAGCUCAAGGACAUGCGAGAUGAGGUCCUGGAACAUGAGCUGACAGUGGCUGACCGGCGCCAGAAGCGAGAGAUUCGUCAGCUGGAACAGGAAUUGCAUAAGUGGCAGGUGCUCGUGGAUAGCAUCACAGGCAUGAGCUCUCCAGACUUCGACAACCAGACGCUGGCAGUGCUGCGGGGCCGCAUGGUGCGGUAUCUGAUGCGCUCGAGGGAGAUCACCUUGGGGAGGGCAACCAAGGAUAACCAGAUUGACGUGGACCUGUCUCUGGAGGGUCCAGCUUGGAAGAUCUCCCGGAAGCAAGGUGUCAUCAAACUGAAAAACAACGGUGAUUUCUUCAUUGCCAAUGAAGGCCGGCGGCCCAUCUACAUCGACGGCCGGCCGGUGCUGUGCGGCUCCAAGUGGCGCCUCAGCAAUAACUCCGUGGUAGAGAUUGCCAGCCUGCGAUUCGUCUUCCUCAUCAACCAGGACCUCAUUGCCCUUAUCCGGGCUGAGGCUGCCAAGAUCACCCCACAGUGA
Molecule: messenger RNA, 1389 nt
Organism: Pipistrellus nathusii (Nathusius's pipistrelle)
Lineage: Eukaryota; Metazoa; Chordata; Mammalia; Chiroptera; Vespertilionidae
Source: the annotation of a GenBank genome assembly